AUGAACGACCCCACCCUCACCAAACACGACCCCCGCUGGACCGACGUAGACACCUACACAGUCUCCCACCUCCACUCCUCCCCCACCGCCAUCCCACCACCCUCCACCCUCGCCGCCACCCUCGCUCAUCAGCAAGCUUCGGGCCUCCCAGACAUCGCCGUCUCCCCCUCCCAAGGCAAAUACCUCCAGCUGACCGCGCGCGCCACACGCUCCCGACACAUUCUCGAAGUCGGCACCCUGGGCGGCUACUCGACGCUCUGGCUCGCGAGCUCUCACCCAGACGCACGCAUCACGAGCGUCGAGAUCAGCGCAGACAACGCAGCGGUAGCACGCGCAAAUCUCGAGCGCGCGGGCGUGUCGGAUCGCGUGGAUGUUGUUGUCGGGGCUGGCGUGGAGGUGCUACCCCGGCUUGCGGACGAGGUGAAGCGUGGAGUGCGGGAAAAGUUUCAGUUCGUCUUUAUUGACGCCGAUAAGGAGAAUAAUUGGAAUUAUGUAGAUGUGGCGCUGGGCAUGUGUGAGGCUGGCGCGGUCGUGAUUGUGGAUAAUGUGGUCAGGGGCGGUCACUUGGCGGAUGCGUCGACGCAGGAUAGCAUGGUUUUGGGGGCCAGGCGGGUGGUGGAGAAUAUCGGGCGCGAUGACCGGCUGGAUGGGUGCGUGUUGCAGGUUGUGGGCGAGAAGAGUUAUGAUGGGUUUCUUAUGGCCGUGGUCAGGUAG
Molecule: messenger RNA, 714 nt
Organism: Plenodomus lingam JN3
Lineage: Eukaryota; Fungi; Ascomycota; Dothideomycetes; Pleosporales; Leptosphaeriaceae
Molecular function (GO): S-adenosylmethionine-dependent methyltransferase activity; O-methyltransferase activity
Source: RefSeq, a predicted model, not a curated record